Messenger RNA from Paramecium sonneborni, 692 nucleotides. The record is from the annotation of a GenBank genome assembly. Lineage: Eukaryota; Ciliophora; Oligohymenophorea; Peniculida; Parameciidae.
AAUGAAUCAAAAAAAGAGAUUUGCUUUAUAAAAAAAAAAGAGUUAAUCUGAAACAGAAUUAGGAGACAUUCUUAUAACAUUAGAAUGCUAAAAAGUAGAAUGUUAAACAAUAGCAAUAGCUAAAAGAAAGAAACCACAUUCUUAAGUAUAACUAUUAGAAUAUUCUGGUAAAACCAAUAAUCUUAUAGAAUCUAGAGUAAAAUGAAAACUAAGAAGAUUAAUAGUGUUAAGCUGAAUGCUAAUUAAAAAAUACAGUUGUAAAUUAUCAAUAAGUCCCUUCACUGUUAUCAAUAUACACAUCUGAGAGUAAUAUAAGUCUUGAAGAAGAAUAUGAAAUUUGGGAUGACAAUAAAGAUUUAAGAGUCAUUAAAAUAAUUAUAGAAGAUUAAAAACCGUCAAUAGGAUAAUUUUUAUAAUUGUACAAAGCUAGAUUUGGGUAAGUUUAUAUGAUUAUCUUUAGAGGAUUUCCUGGACAGUAAUAAUGUAUAAAAAAUGAAGAGGUAAUAAAGACAGCUGUAAAUUAUGCAUCAAGCAGCAAAUAAUUAUUUAAGAAGUAUUUUCCAUCUAAAAAGAUUGUUUUUGAAGAUGAUAAUGAUUAUUCUGAACCUUAUAAAAUAGAGGAUGAUCAUCAUUAUCAAACAUUCAAUCACUUUUUUUAAUUCAAGAAAUCCAGAACAUUUAUUGAAAUUUGA